This is a messenger RNA of Lepus europaeus (European hare), 1437 nucleotides long. It is a transcript of the gene IFT57, whose product is annotated as intraflagellar transport 57. The record is from RefSeq and is a predicted model, not a curated record. Gene Ontology annotation, cellular component: centrosome; intraciliary transport particle B; Golgi apparatus. The transcript is spliced from 11 exons. The coding region runs from base 121 to 1410 and encodes 429 amino acids. Lineage: Eukaryota; Metazoa; Chordata; Mammalia; Lagomorpha; Leporidae. Gene Ontology annotation, biological process: intraciliary transport; non-motile cilium assembly.
GUUGCCCGGCGGUCGCCUGGUAACGGAUCGCGACCGUCCUGGCUAAGGCGGCGCAGGCGGCGCAGGCCGCGGAGGUCUGUGAGGCAGAGCCCAAGGCGGGCUCCUUGGGUUUCUUCCGCCAUGGCUGCUGCCGCGGCAGUGGUUACGCCGUCGGGUUUAGAGGAUGGGGGGUCUCGGUCUCGCGGCGAAGGAGCCGGGGAGGUGGUCGUGGAGCGGGGCCCCGGCGCCGCCUACCACAUGUUCCUGGUGAUGGAGGACUUGGUGGAGAAGCUGAAGCUGCUCCGCUACGAGGAGGAGUUCCUCCGGAAGAACAACCUGAAGCCCCCGUCCAGACAUUAUUUUGCACUGCCUACAAACCCUGGUGAACAGUUCUAUAUGUUUUGCACGCUUGCUGCUUGGUUGCUUAACAAAGCAGGACAUCCCUUUGAGCAGCCUCAAGAAUAUGAUGACCCUAACGCAACAAUUUCUAACAUAUUAGCUGAACUUCGGUCAUUGGGAAGAGCUGCAGAUUUUCCUCCUUCAAAAUUAAAGUCAGGUUAUGGAGAGCAUGUAUGCUAUGUCCUGGAUUGUUUAGCUGAAGCAGCAUUAAAAUAUAUUGGUUUCACAUGGAAAAGGCCAGCAUACCCAGUGGAAGAAUUAGAAGAAGAAACUGUUCCAGAAGAUGAUGCAGAAUUAACAUUAAAUAAAAUGGAUGAAGAAUUUGUGGAAGAGGAGACAGAUAAUGAAGAAAACUUUAUUGAUCUCAAUAUUUUGAAGGCCCAGACCUAUCGUUUGGACAUGAACGAGUCUGCCAAACAAGAAGCUAUUUUGGAAUCCACAACAGAUGCUGCAGAAUGGAGUCUAGAAGUUGAACGCGUACUACCACAACUAAAAGUCACAAUUAGGACUGACAAUAAGGAUUGGAGAAUCCAUGUUGAUCAAAUGCACCAGCACAGAAAUGGAAUUGAAUCUGCUCUAAAGGAGACUAAGGGAUUUUUGGACAAACUCCAUAACGAAAUUAGUAGGACCCUGGAAAAGAUUGGCAGCCGAGAAAAGUACAUCAACAAUCAGCUUGAGCACUUGGUUCAAGAGUAUCGUGCAGCUCAAGCCCAGCUGAGUGAGGCAAAGGAGCGAUACCAGCAGGGGAAUGGCGGAGUAACAGAAAGAACUAGACUGCUGUCUGAGGUUACAGAAGAAUUAGAAAAGGUAAAACAAGAAAUGGAAGAAAAGGGCAGCAGCAUGACUGAUGGUGCUCCUUUGGUGAAGAUCAAACAGAGCUUAACAAAACUGAAGCAAGAAACAGUUCAGAUGGACAUUAGGAUCGGUGUUGUGGAACACACCUUACUCCAAUCAAAACUGAAGGAGAAGUCCAACAUGACUAGAGACAUGCAUGCAACAAUUAUUCCAGAAUCAGCAAUAGGCUCUUAUUAAAAUAAACUGUUUUCACGCUUCUGAUUA